AUUGCUUGCGCGCACCGUGAUCGUUCCACGGCAAAUGCAAACACCGCAAUUGUAUCAACAUGUUUUACUCUUGAUCUCACGAAUCCCUAAUAUAGCAUUGUAAAUCCAUAAUCUUUUCAUAGCAAACCCGACGAAUUUCGUUCUGUACCAAGACCAAACGUGAGACGUGCCUGAGACUCGCUCGAGACCUCCUGAUCUGUGGCAACCCAACAUACAUCAUAUUUAGCUGUAUACCGCCUUAGUCCUUAUCGCGCAGGGCUUCACUGUCCUUUCGACUCACCUCACAGUAAAUCCGGCUUCCAAUAUACUACACAAUGACGACGGACGUCCCUCGAUUAGAGCGCGUAAUUGCAACCCCCAAAUUUCGCGAAACUGCCCCCGACAAGCCAUGGCAGCAUUAUAUGACCAUCGAUACAAUCAAUACGGUACUGCAGAGGUCUCUCCUACAUCCCUUCAUUGCGUGGAUGGUGCCUCUCUCAAUGAGAGCGCAGUUGACGCCGUACCAUUUCACUUCCAUGAAAGUCGCAAUCGCUUAUGCAACACUCAUCACAAUACUAUGGAUACUUGGCGUUGUCAACAAGAGAGUUGCCCACGGUCUGCCACGCGAUGUCGAUCUCUCGGAUGAGGUAAUCGUCAUUACAGGCGGUGGUAGUGGACUGGGACAGCUUAUCGCGGAGGUAUAUGGUAUGCGAGGCGCGAGUGUGGCAAUUUUGGAUGUGCAAGAUGGAAAAGAGGCGGAGGCAAAGGGAAUUGCAUACUACAAAUGUGACGUUGGAAGUCGUGAGCAGAUACAGGAUACGGCAAAGCAGAUCGAACAGGAUCUUGGAACGCCGACCAUUUUGAUCAACAACGCUGGCGUCAUGAAUGGCAAAUCGCUUUUGGAUCUAUCUUUCGAAGAUGUGGAGCGGACUAUGCGUACAAACCUCCUCUCACAUUUCUACACAAUCAAGACCUUCUUGCCGGGCAUGUUGAACGAAGGACGCGGCACAAUUGUCACUGUUUCUAGUGUUCUGGGAAACCUUGGUGCAGCGAAUUUAUCUGACUAUACCGCUUCCAAAGCUGCUCUGAACGCUCUACAUGCAUCUCUCAAAGCUGAACUCGAGUUGUCGACCCACGAAUCUGCUCCAUGGAUACGCACUAUACUGUGCUGCCCGGGGCAAUUGUCGACAUCCCUGUUUGCGGGUGUAAGAACUCCGUCCAAUUUUCUAGCGCCCAUUGUUGAGCCUGUAGAGAUCGCAAAGGAAAUUAUCAAGUUAGUCGAUGCCGGUGAAAGCGGUGACAUCUCAGCCCCGCUAUACGCACGUUGGAUUGGUCUAUACGGCAUUCUACCUGUGGGUGUACGUAAAAUAGCAAGACACCUGAGCGGUAUUGACUACGCAAUGAUCUCUAGGAGUGCCUCGCCACCGAAAAAUUGAUACAAAUAAUCUCUCAUGUGAAUAGAAAACAAAUCUGUUUUCACUCUUCCAUCUACCAAACUUCCACAGAAACAUCAUUUCCCGAUCCUUAAACAAUCAUGUCUGCCCAAGCCGCAGUCAUUAAUGUCGCAUAUAUGUACCACCUAUGUCCGCACUCGGUCUGGCCGCAGUGAUAUGAGAUAUCUACGUUUCUCAGGCCACUAUUGGACCGGGGUGCAUAGAUGGUGCGUAGAUGUAUUAUAGAUGCAUUAUAGAUGUAUUUUGGAUGUAUUAUAG
Pseudovirgaria hyperparasitica is the source of this 1691-nucleotide messenger RNA. RefSeq names its product short chain dehydrogenase/reductase. The coding region runs from base 315 to 1415 and encodes 366 amino acids. The transcript is spliced from 3 exons. NCBI's taxonomy places the organism in Eukaryota, Fungi, Ascomycota, Dothideomycetes, Acrospermales, Acrospermaceae. The record is from RefSeq and is a predicted model, not a curated record. Gene Ontology annotation, molecular function: oxidoreductase activity, acting on the CH-OH group of donors, NAD or NADP as acceptor.